Messenger RNA from Coffea eugenioides, 1424 nucleotides. Its product is annotated as F-box protein At5g46170-like. NCBI's taxonomy places the organism in Eukaryota, Viridiplantae, Streptophyta, Magnoliopsida, Gentianales, Rubiaceae. Bases 178 to 1242 code for a protein of 354 amino acids. Gene Ontology annotation, molecular function: protein binding. The record is from RefSeq and is a predicted model, not a curated record. The transcript has a single exon.
ACAUUGCCGCCUUCUGAAAAUAAAUGGUGGCGCCUCACUUGUUUCAACGCGUUUCACUUUCUUUCUUGUCUCCUUCCUCGACCGACAUGUCUAUAAAUGGCUUCACAUAUCCCUGUUUAAGUUAUAUAAAUCUCCUUUUUAACAUUUCCAAGAAUUCAGAUUGAAGAACGGGGGAAAAUGAUGGCUUCUUCCACUUUUCAUGAAGUAGAAGGAGAUCUUUUUGACAGAUUACCAGACCCUAUCGUGCAUUUAAUCUUCAACAAAGUGCAAGAUGCAAAGACUUUGUGUUUAUCCAUGUCCGUUUGCAAGCGGUUUUAUGCAAUCGUUCCAGAAGUCGACGCGAUUUUCCUGUCAAUGAAGAAGGAAAAUCAACAGAAUCCUAUUAAGAAGAAUUCCAAUGAGCUCAAGAAAUCAUUCAAGAAUGUUGUUGGGAAAGUUCUCGCGAAGCCCUUUAAAUUUCUGAGUCAGUUGCUCAAGUUGAAGUCAGGUUCUUGUCAUCAUGAUGAUGAUGACUAUUCUUAUCAUAAUCCGAAUGAAGUCUUGAAGCCUUUUAAGGAUGUGCGAAGUCUGGAGCUUGUGCUUCCGAGGUCCAGUGGUGAAAUUGAUUCGAAUUUGUUGAGAUGGAAGGCAGAGUUUGGAAGCCAACUUCAGAGCUGUUUAUUCCUAGGUGGCACAGAGAUCAUGAAGAUUGAUGAAAGCAGCGAAUUAUGCAGCUGUGGUGAUGAUUCACUAACGCGAAUUGGUGAUGAAGAGUUGAAGUUGAGGAUUGUUUGGACGAUUUCUUGCUUGAUUGCAGCUUCAACUAGGCAUAAUUUGUUUCAAAGGACACUGAUGGAACAUCAGACUCUGCAUAAUUUGAUUAUCAGAGAUGAAAGCAAUCAAGGAACUUUUAGAAUGAAUCGAGAACAGAUCAAGGAAUUCGUGAAAUGUAUGGAUCAUUCAGGGUCAGGGGAGGUUGUUGAUAAGGAGACAUUAAUGGAGAGGACUAAACUGCCUCCUUUGAGGAUGAAGAUGUGGUAUGUUCCAGACCUGACGCUGCCCGCGUCAGGCUUUGUGAUGAAAGGGGCGACUUUGGCGGUGAUAAAGCCGAUCAAGGAGGGGAAUAAGGAGGUGGAAAGAGGGGCAGAUUGGGUGGUGAACGCUUUUGAUGGGGAGGGGGAAGAGGAAAAGGUGUUUGGUGAAGCUGUGAGGAAGUUGUUGAAGAUGAAAAGAAGUUACACAUUGGAGAUGAAUUCAUUUUGACUAAACUUUCUAGAGGUGGACCUUUGUUAAUUUCUUUUUUGGAUUUUUAAGCUAGGCUGCAAUGUUGGUGCAAAUUUUGGAAUUUUUUCUUGUGUGUAAUUCACCUAGAAGGUUAGUUAUUAUUGUAAAGAAAGUGUAAUUAUUGUCAGUUUUGAGUUUCUUAUCUAAGGAUUAUUUUUUUA